Sorex fumeus (smoky shrew) is the source of this 1109-nucleotide messenger RNA. RefSeq names its product retinol dehydrogenase 5 (gene RDH5). The record is from RefSeq and is a predicted model, not a curated record. Bases 67 to 1023 code for a protein of 318 amino acids. The transcript has 5 exons. NCBI's taxonomy places the organism in Eukaryota, Metazoa, Chordata, Mammalia, Eulipotyphla, Soricidae.
AGGUGCAGCUGCAGGCACGGCGGUACCUUCCAGCCCGUCCCAGAGGAGGUCACUUGAGCCCCGGCCAUGUGGCUGCUCCUGCUGCUGGCCGCCCUCCUCGGGGCAGCGCUGUGGCUGCUCAGGGACCGGCGGCGCCUGCCUGCCAGCUCCGCCUUCGUCUUCAUCACGGGCUGUGACUCGGGCUUCGGGCGGCUUCUGGCACUGAGACUGGACCAGCGAGGCUUCCGGGUGCUGGCCAGCUGCCUGACCCCCUCGGGGGCCGAGGAUCUGCAGAGAGUGGCCUCCUCCCGCCUCCGAACCACCCUGCUGGAUGUCACCGAUCCCCAGAGUGUCCAGCAGGCGGCCAAGUGGGUGGAGACACAAGUCGGGGGCGCGGGGCUUUUCGGCCUGGUGAAUAACGCGGCGGUGGCCGGCAUCAUCGGGCCCACGCCCUGGCUGACCCGGGACGAUUUCCAGCGGGUACUCGAUGUGAAUACCCUGGGUCCCAUCGGCGUCACCUUGGCCCUACUCCCCCUGCUACAGCAGGCCCGGGGCCGGGUGGUCAACAUCACCAGCGUCCUGGGCCGCCUGGCAGCCAAUGGCGGGGGCUACUGUGUCUCCAAGUUCGGCCUGGAGGCCUUCUCUGACAGUCUGAGGAGGGACAUGGCCCCUUUUGGGGUACGAGUCUCCAUUGUGGAGCCAGGCUUCUUCCGGACUGCAAUGACAAACCAGGAGAGUUUGGAGACCACCCUGCAGGCGCGCUGGACAGAGCUGGCUCCAGCCACUCGGGCCCGCUACGGGGAGGCCUUCCUUGCCAAGUACCUGCAAGUCCAGCAGCACAUCAUGAGCCUGAUCUGUGACCCCGACCUGACCAAGGUGACCAGAUGCCUGGAGCAUGCCCUGACCGCCCGUCACCCUAGAACGCGCUACAGCCCAGGCUGGGAUGCCAGGCUGCUCUGGUUGCCCGCCUCCUAUCUGCCAGCCAGCCUGGUGGAUGCUGUCCUUGGCUGGGUCCUCCCAAAGCCUGCCCAGGCCAUCUGCUAAAGCAGCCCCUGUGUAAGUCUUUCAAGGGCAAGGACUUGGGUUUCUCACCCCACCCUGGUACUGCCUGAUGCCUGGUACAAAACAAA